This is a messenger RNA of Sphaerodactylus townsendi, 2464 nucleotides long. RefSeq names its product potassium voltage-gated channel modifier subfamily S member 3 (gene KCNS3). Gene Ontology annotation, molecular function: protein binding; voltage-gated potassium channel activity. Gene Ontology annotation, cellular component: membrane; voltage-gated potassium channel complex. The coding region runs from base 327 to 1835 and encodes 502 amino acids. The transcript is spliced from 4 exons. Gene Ontology annotation, biological process: potassium ion transmembrane transport; protein homooligomerization. The record is from RefSeq and is a predicted model, not a curated record. NCBI's taxonomy places the organism in Eukaryota, Metazoa, Chordata, Lepidosauria, Squamata, Sphaerodactylidae.
CGACUCGUGGCGAGUGUCUCGCAAAGCAGCGGCUGCUCCUCCGGGGGACUUGCGCCUUAGGCGACCCGCUGCGGCUGCCCUGGCUCCGGGAUCGCGCUGCGUGCCAGGUGCCCUGUUGAUUUGCUCAACCUGAGUAUUUCUAGAAGGUGCCAUGUGCAGAAAUGCCACUUCGAUCCAACUUUGUAUCCAUUACGAAUAAGCUUUUAGAUAUGAUCUGCCAUAACAGGGAACGCUUCUGGAACUGGCAAAUCCAUUAAGAAGAUCUUUUGGAUGCAAUGUAAGAAUACACGCUCUGAAAGUAGGCCAUAGAGCUGACGGUAUUCAAAAUGGUGUAUGGUGAGUUCUUCCACAGACCGGGACAAGAUGAGGAGCUCAUCAAUUUGAAUGUGGGUGGCUUUAAGCAGUCCAUUGGUCAAAGUACAUUGCUCAGAUUUCCCCAUACAAGACUUGGAAAGCUCCUCAAAUGUCAUUCAGAAGAGGCCAUUCUGGAACUGUGUGAUGACUAUAGUGUUGCGGACAAGGAGUAUUAUUUUGAUCGGAACCCUUCGUUGUUCAGAUACGUGCUGAACUUUUAUUACACAGGUAAACUCCAUGUUAUGGAAGAGCUUUGUGUCUUCUCCUUCAGCCAAGAAAUAGAAUACUGGGGGAUCAAUGAACUCUUCAUUGAUUCCUGCUGUAGCAAUAAGUACCAAGAAAGGAAAGAAGAUGGUCCUGAGAAGGACUGGGAACAGAAAAGUAAUGAUGGAAGUGCGGACUCCACAUCAGAAGAGUCUUCUGUAUUUGAGAAGGAUCUUGAGAAGUUCGAUAAGCUGUGGUGUGGGAACCUGCGCAGAAACAUAUGGGUAAGAAUGGAGAAUCCUGGAUAUUGUUUGUCAGCCAAACUAAUUGCUGUUUCUUCCCUGAGUGUGGUCCUGGCAUCUAUCGUGACCAUGUGUAUCCACAGCAUGCCGGAGUUCCAAAAGCUGGAUGCCAAUGAAAGAGAGAUUGAAAACCCUGCUCUGGAAGUUGUGGAGAUCAUAUGCAUCAUCUGGUUCACCUCUGAGCUCGUGAUCCGGCUGGCUGCUGCUCCAAGUCAGAAGAAGUUCUGGAAGAAUCCACUGAACAUCAUUGAUUUUGUCUCCAUCAUCCCAUUCUAUGCCACCUUGGCAGUGGACACAAAGGAGGAAGAAAAUGAAGACAUUGAAAACAUGGGCAAAGUGGUCCAGAUCCUACGGCUAAUGAGGAUAUUCCGUAUCCUGAAGCUGGCGAGGCACUCGGUUGGACUGCGGUCUCUGGGUGCCACUUUGAGGCACAGUUACCAUGAAGUCGGACUUCUGCUUCUUUUCCUGGCUGUGGGGAUUUCUAUUUUUUCCGUUCUGACCUAUUCAGUGGAGAAAGAUGACGAGACAUCAGAGCUGCAGAGUAUCCCCAUCUGCUGGUGGUGGGCCACCAUUAGCAUGACCACCGUUGGUUACGGGGACACCUUUCCAGUCACCCUAGCUGGAAAGAUCAUUGGAACAUCUUGCAUUAUCUGUGGAAUAUUAGUGGUGGCUCUCCCUAUCACCAUCAUUUUCAACAAGUUCUCAAAAUACUAUCAAAAGCAGAAGGACAUGGAUGCGGACCCCUGCAACAACAACCCGCCGGAGAAGACAAACGAGCUUCCUUAUUUUAAUAUUAGGGAUAUUUAUGCCAAAAGGAUGCAUUCCUUUAUUUCUAGUCUUUCUUCAGUAGGAAUUGUAGCCAACGAUCAAGACUCAACGGACGCCUCCAGCAUCCAAGAUGUUGAGGAUGUUUAUAACGUAACAUCUUUGCAGAAUGAACGGGCAUCUUUAGUCUCUUCGAAGACCCAUCUGUGACCGGACCCGUAGUCUGCUGGUUACCUCUGGCACUAAGCACAGCUAAAAGCAUCCACACAUAUUGAAAAGAUGCUUCAGCAUCCAGCUAUUCAGAAUGGUUAAAGGAUCUCUCCCUUAUGCAACCCCAGGGGAGAUAACUGUGAGCAGUAAGUGGCAAAAAAAAAUGAGGCAGUGCUGGCAGAUGUUGCUAGAGCUUAUUGUGCAUUCGCUGUUACAGCUUCGCACCAACUCCUCCCUCCCCAUUCCACCCAAAAAGAAGCCAUACGUACCAUUGAUUGCCUCAUUUUAUACUUUUGGCCAGCAAGAUGGUUUGUAUAGAAUCAGCUAAACCACAUGACCUGAUUUUCAUGUUCCCCUCCCCCAUGAAUUGAAGCAUCCGCUUUUGGGAUUCAGCCUAACUUUGCCAAAUGCUUCCUUGCCAUGAUUACCAUCAUUACGUUUGCCGCUGAAUAAAAACGAUGAUAGCAAUGUAUUUGUGACCUCUUGUUAAUACCGCCUGCUGUUCUUUCGCUUGUGGAUUGUUAAAAAUUUCAGUAACUGGGAUACUUUCUCAGUGGGCCAACUGUGCAACCCUCUCCGCUAACCACUUCACAAUAAGGCAGGCUACCUCAACACCAAUAAAACUUUGA